Molecule: messenger RNA, 429 nt
Organism: Blepharisma stoltei
Lineage: Eukaryota; Ciliophora; Heterotrichea; Heterotrichida; Blepharismidae
Source: the annotation of a GenBank genome assembly
AUGAAUUCAGUUGCAGAAGGAUUUUCUAUCAACUGGAUCAAAAUGAAGGACUAUGAGACAGGAACUAUCCUGUGGGAGCAGCAAAAUUCUUGGGAUCUGAAUUCACUAGUAGAGGCCCAUGUCCCCAAAUCGAUUUUGCAAUGCCGAGCUGUGUCAAGAGAAAUCAACUUUUCAUCAAAACAGGCAAUUCAGAAGUUCAGGCUGGUUCAAAAGGUAAAGCUUGCUGGUGAAUUAUUGGAAGAAUGGAGUUUUGAAUUUGGGUUUGUCAUUCCUGGAAGUGAAAAUAAUUGGGAGCAAGUUAUUGAUGCAGCUCCUCCAGAAGAGAUGCUACCAGCUGAAGUCUUAUCUGGGAACGUUAUUAUUGAAACUUGCUUUUAUGAUGAGAACGAACUGAUACAUAGAUCGUAUGUUAAGGUUUUUUAUGAUUAA